Messenger RNA from Manacus vitellinus (golden-collared manakin), 947 nucleotides. RefSeq names its product alveolar macrophage chemotactic factor-like. Bases 405 to 707 code for a protein of 100 amino acids. NCBI's taxonomy places the organism in Eukaryota, Metazoa, Chordata, Aves, Passeriformes, Pipridae. Gene Ontology annotation, cellular component: extracellular region. Gene Ontology annotation, molecular function: CXCR chemokine receptor binding; chemokine activity. The transcript has 4 exons. The record is from RefSeq and is a predicted model, not a curated record. Gene Ontology annotation, biological process: cellular response to lipopolysaccharide; neutrophil chemotaxis; inflammatory response.
CAGAGCUCUGCUGGUCUGCGCCUUGUGGGGGGACAACGUGGCUGUAGGAGAAAAUAGUAAUAUCAGGACAGAUAUUACUGUAAUAAUAGUAAUGCAGGACAGAGAAACCUCUGGGCUCGUGGGGCUGUGCGGGCUAAGAACAAACUUGGGGGAAACAACUGAUCUCUUCACAAGACCCGGCAUUCUAGGAAGGGGAAAACGGAGCCAGUUUCGGGAAGCCUGGGCCCCUGCCAAGCCCCGAGCCGCGUUUGACCGGCAGCGCUCACUGCAAGCUCAGCGAGCUCCGUCAGCACAGAGCGGGACGGGAGAAAACCACCCCGACCCCGGGGCCGCCCGUGCCGCCUCACUUCUCCUAUUUUCCGGCUCAAAUAGGGGGAUGCUGCCGGUGCCGGGGUGGGGCCGGCAUGGCUGCGUGGGCGGCCCUGCUGCUGGGGGUGCUGCUGGCGACCCACCGCCCCGGGGACGCAGCUCUCCUGGAAGCCAAUGGCAACCUGAGCUGCCGCUGCCGCAAAACCACCAGAGCCUUCAUCCCUCCGGCGAAAUACGACAGCAUCGAGGUCCGGCCCGUGGGGAGCAGCUGCCGGCGCCUCGAGGUGGUGAUUAAGCUGAAAUCCCUGGAGAAGGUCUGCGUGGAUCCUGAUACCCCUUGGGUGAAGAAACUCUUGCAGGACCUCCCUCACCUGAGGAAGAAAGAGCGUCCCCGCUGAGGAAGCUGCCACCGGAGGGACGGCCAGAUGUGCUGGGCCCAGAACUGCCUCCCCUCCCCAUCCUGCUGCCACUUUACCCCAGUCCUGGGGGAAGCGUCCUCCCGCCUGAUCCCCUGAGACCCUUUUCCCUUGGCAUUUUAUUCCUUUAAACCCUUGACCAUGCCAGUCCCUGCCUCCCUCCCCUCCCACCCCGCGGCCAUGCGCUGGUGUCCUUUUUGAGCACAAGCCAACAGGUCCAAU